AUGGGCAAAAAACCUGUUGACUCGAGUGUUCGACCUCAGGCAGUAGACUUACCUUAUGCUGGACUCAACCAAACUCAAAUUGCAAGACAACGCAAUAUUUCCAGACAUUGCGUAGAAAAUGCUAUAAAGAAAUACAAGAAAACGGGUCAAUACAAUGACUUUCUACCUACUGGCCGUCCAAAAAGAAUUCCAAGUUGUGGCGUUCGACAUCUGAAGCGACUGGUCAAGGAUGAUAGACGUAUUAGUGCGGCUAAAAUUACGUCGGACGUGAACGCUAGCUUGCCAAAACCAGUUUCAACAAGAACGGUACGUCGUUUUCUAAGAGAUCAUGGGUAUGAAUACGUCUUCAAGAUAAAAACAAUGACUCAGUAA
Molecule: messenger RNA, 372 nt
Organism: Rotaria socialis
Lineage: Eukaryota; Metazoa; Rotifera; Eurotatoria; Philodinida; Philodinidae
Source: the annotation of a GenBank genome assembly